This is a messenger RNA of Drosophila bipectinata, 1073 nucleotides long. RefSeq lists its product as uncharacterized. NCBI's taxonomy places the organism in Eukaryota, Metazoa, Arthropoda, Insecta, Diptera, Drosophilidae. The record is from RefSeq and is a predicted model, not a curated record.
UUGAUGUUUCUGCCAUUCAGUCUAUCGUUUUCUGUUUCCUUUCCCCCAUAAACUGCAAAUCCCACUCCAGUGCUGCUAAGGCCAUGUCCACCUCCAGAGAUAACCGGGAGGAGCCGCUGCCCUUGUGGAGCCGCCUGCUGGACCACAAUGCGGAUGGGCAGCACCGCAAGAAAGGCAGCGGCCAGUCGGACCACUACGAGGUGGAGAUAGCCAACCGACUCUGGUCGCUGUGGGGGACACUUCGAGCGGUGGAACCGAGAGCGCCCCAACUGCAGGCCGAGCAAGUCUCGGUAUCGGGACGGAGCUCCGACCUGCAGGCCGUGCAUCCCACGGUACCGGGACGGAUACUGGCCUGCUGCGUGAUAGCCUGCUGUGCUGGUAGCUUUCUGGAUCUGGACUCCUGGGAUGCAAGGCUGCUGGACAGUAUCAUGGAGUGCGGGCAGGAGUACUACGAUGCCAGCUUGGUUCUUCGCCAGCGCAGGGAUCCAACGGGCGACUUGGCGCUGGAGACCCUGCACACGUCCUGUUGCCUGGAGGCCCAGCAAUUUUGGGUGGACACUGAGAAACUGGUCUGCGGCAAGCUUUACAGCAGGACCAAGAGCCUAGGCUGGGCACUGAGUUUAUUCUUUGGCCAACAGUUCCAGACGGGCAUCCUGCAGGUGAAAGACCAGGCACUGGCCUUCGGCUUUAUACCGGAAUUCUCCGCCGGCGGGGCGUUCUUCAUGUUCCAUUGCCAGGCCAGUGGCAAGCCGCUCUUCAAAGACUCGGAGAGGGCACCGUAUGUCCUGCGAAUGCGCCAGUUGCAGCAACUACUCUACUGCAUCCUCAUAACUCUAGACGAGCGCCAGCGCAAGGUUCCCUUCCGGAUCUACAAGGUCGCCUGUGUGCCAAAGACUUGACGUCGAUGGGGGAUUACAAAAUUUUCCAAAUACAUAGUUUUCGGUCUAUUCACUCUAUUCACUGCAAUGGAAGAAUUCUAGAAAAUUAUGAAACAACCGUCACACUACUAUACGUAAUAUUUUAUUCUGGAAACUUCUGUUUUUUUUCAAAAUACAAGUCAUAAUACUCUAAUA